Molecule: messenger RNA, 1619 nt
Organism: Cyphomyrmex costatus
Lineage: Eukaryota; Metazoa; Arthropoda; Insecta; Hymenoptera; Formicidae
Product: splicing factor 3A subunit 1
Exons: 9
Coding region: 76-1344 (422 amino acids)
Biological process (GO): protein dephosphorylation
Molecular function (GO): polynucleotide 5'-phosphatase activity
Source: RefSeq, a predicted model, not a curated record
GCUGUGUGACGGCGAUAUUGCGUUUCAGUGUUAUGUUGUUCCUUUUGCGAGGAAAUUUUUGAGCCAGCAGUAAAUAUGACGAAUUCAGUGCCGGACAGAUGGUUAGACUACAAUCCUUUCGGUGAUGUAAUCAAGGGCACCAAAAUCUUAGCAUUCAAAGUUCCGUUGAAGGAUGCCAUAGCGAGAAAUCUACAGCCGCCCCAACGAUUUACUACAGCAACAUUGCUGCAUGCGUUUCCUCACCUCAAGUAUAUCAUCGACUUGACCAAUACAUGUCGCUACUAUGACAAAAAGGAAUUUACAAAUGCUGGUGUUAAAUACGAGAAGAUUGCUAUACCAGGAAGAAAAAUACCGACUAUGGAUAUAAUUAAAAAAUUCUUUAAAGUGAUGGAUGAUUUCACAUCAACAUGCGGUGAAGAUGAACUUAUAGGAGUCCAUUGCACACACGGUGUGAAUCGUACUGGUUAUUUAAUUUGUAGAUACCUCAUUCAGCAACUAGGUUGGGAUACUCAAGAUUCCUUAAAAGCUUUCGGAGAAGCACGUGGAUAUCCCGUCGAACGCGACAUUUAUCUCACCGCGUUACAGGAGGUUCAACGCGGUACGAAGAUCGACACGAGUAAAGUUGUAUUGACGCAGAGUCCUAUCAGUGUCACAGCUUCAACCAGAAAGACUCCGUCGAAAAAUCGCUCACAGUUGAAAAAUUUAGCAAACCGUCCGAUGGGGCCGCCAAUAUACGCGAUAUCGCGACGAGGUUUUGCAAAUGGCAGACCAUUUUCGUCUCAGAGAUUCGCCAGAGGUAUCGCGGGACCACCACUAUUCGGUCCAAUUCCACCACCUCCGUCUGGUAUGCCACCUAUUCCGCUAAUGAAUCCGCCGCUCUAUGGUCCCAGGCCAUUCAGAUAUGGACCACCACCGAUACGCCCGGUUCAGUCGAUGCCGCCAACGCCGCUCGGACCCAGUUUUCCGCGUCCGACUUUUCCACCGCGUAUGCCAGGUCCGCCGAGGAUGGCGGUUCCAUCGAGAUUAUCAGCUGGUCCAACUGCGCGAUUACCGCCACCGAAGAUGCCACUUCCGCCACCUCCACCACCACCAAAGAUGCCUCCACCUUCCAGAUCGAAACAAUUUCAAGCACAACAGAAGAAGCAGCAAAUUCGAAAUGGAAUCAUGGAACGCUCAGUAAAUAUUCGCAUAAGACGAAAUGGUCCAGUUAGCAACAGAACCUUGCCUAAAGCACACAAGGAACAGGAUUUCACUGUUGAUACGUUCGAGGAAAAUCUACUUACGACCUCGAAUGUCAUGCAACCACAACGACAAGCGAGAGGACGUUUUAAUCGAGCAAAGUGACCAUGUACUCGUUAGGAAUGCGAUGAUACUUAAACGAAGGAUUUUGCGUUUGACAUCGCCGUUAAAGCAGAGGUUCACAGUGUCUAAGAUAGCUUGUGUGCAUAGUCGCUGUCGUGAUGACGAACAGAGAUUUUCACAAUUUGCAUUGUGAUUAUUUUUGAACUUGAAUUUAGACAUUUAAUGAACCCAAAUAAAGUGCGAAUUAUUACGUCGAUAUCAAUAACAUAUACCUCCCGCAGAUACUUUUUUAUUUUAUGAAUAUAUUUUAUAUUGAA